AUGGUGGUGCUAUGGGUUGUGAUGGUCUACGAGGCGUGCGGAAUGUCAUACGGUAUGUAUCAUGAAUUAAUAUUUCUUUUUAGAUUGAAAUCGGCUAAAAUUGUAUAAAUAAAAGUAUUUCUUUGAUUUUCAAAAUUCGAAUUUUGAAUUUUUAAAAUGAAGAGUAUAAUGUUCCAACAAAAAGUUUAUUUUUUUCAAAAGAAAUUGGCAGAGUUAUGGCCUAAAAACAUCUUUUCCAGCCGCUCUCCUCAUCUUGCUUAUUCUCUCGAAUAAAUCAGCGAAUUUAUCGAAAUCAAAGAUUAAUUUUUCACCAAUUUUCAGAUGAAAAACUCAAAAAAUUCGACAAAGUUCGAAUCGAUGAGCGAAAUUUCGCCAAAAUUCACAACAUCCACGUCAACUGGUAUGGGACCUCGAUAAAAGCGAUCAUGGGGCAGCUCGGCAAAUCGCUGUUCAAGGAACUGGAUGACGGUAGGAAACGUUCGCCGAAACAUGAUGUUUUAGAUGAUCGCCGGGCUCUUGCGCGGUGUCUGGAUAAGAUCGAAGAUCGAAAGGAUCUCGAGGAGAGUGCGAAGUGUCUGGUGCGAAGUCGUAAAAGUUCUUUGUCGAAGAAACGGAAGCGAACGGAAGAAGAUUCCGGCGAAGAGUGGGUUGGUGGGUUCCGGCAGGACGAUUCGAAUGGUGUGACGAAACGCAAGGCGUUCCGGGAGGUCUUGGGACAACAGACAAGCAAGGAGGUGAGAUUUUCAACGACUUGCAUUCGAAUUACCAUGAAUUUUAGGCAAAUGUCACUAAAAUACCCAGAAUAGCCCUGCUUCGGCGACGAGUUGUCAAUGGGAUUAGAAAGUCGCAGAGAAGAGGAAACAGGCGGAAAAGAAGCUCUCGCUGGACUCGAUUUGGCGAUCUGGACAACGAGCCCGACAACACCUUGAAAGUAAUGGAACCGAUCUUCCCAAUGUGCUUAUUUUAGAGUUGCAGGUGAGAAAUGUCACCAAAUCCGGAGGACUGCGUGGAGCCAAGGAACGGAGUCCCGUUUCUAGGGUAAGUAAUAUCUAGAUUGCGAUUAUUUGUCAGUUUACCUACAAUUUUGCUCCAUUCUCUUAUUAGGUAGCCGACCUAAUCUCAAUGAUUGCCAUGGGCAAUGUUACUGUUGAUGAAGCGGCAAAAACUAAAGCGGUAGAAUGGAAACAGACAUAUGAUCGGCUGCUCAAUCUCAAAAAGGUAUUUGAGAAGAAAGAAGAGGAGCCUGGGGCACGAAUCUACUCUAUGAGAAUGUACGAUAUUGUACUUGACCGGAAAACUCCUACAAUGUCGCCAAAAGAAAGUGUAAGACAGUUAAGUGACAUAAUUUUCUUUUUCAUCAACCUUUAUAGCAUAAUGACAUUUCUCGUCUAUAUUAUUACGUAAUGACUGCGUCUAAGGCCUUGAAAAAUUCCAGCGAACCCCUCAAGGCCUGAUUCAAAUGGCAAUGACCUUGUUCAAUCAGCUCGGAGGCGAUAAAAACAGAGAAAUGAGAGAGUCGAUGAAUACGAACGUCCUGAGCCCUCGAUUCGCUCCGGUUAUGCGGGAUAAAGCCAGAUCGACCAAUAUGAAUCUAAGCCCAACGAUUUUAUCGUUUUAUGAGGACGAAGAGAACAAGAACAACAUUGCUUCGAUCCCGAAGCUGUUGAAAAGCGCUGGAGUAGAAGGGAAAGACCGCGAAGUCAUGCUUGGAGCGCUAAUGAAGGCGUCUGGAGCUACGGAUGUUGUCAACGACGCGAUCAACUUUUUGGAUGGCAUCAACUUUUUUGGCAAGUUUCUAACGUGUUUUCGAAAGUGUAAACGUUGUUUUUGUGACUGUUGGUGGUUCUGAAGCCUUUCAUGCCUAUUAUGUUUAUAGGCAUGAAAGACGAAGUGUUCGAAGUCACCGAGAGAGUUGCUGGAGUGUACGAAGAGCUAGAGGCGUCGUUUCAUCAAAGGCAACAUGACAGUCUCGAAAAGGAAGGUUUCACUUUUAUGGAUGACAAACAAUUGGAACAGUUGUACAACAGCGAAAGUAAUGAGACCAUUUCUAAUCGAAAACCCGUAUUUUAGAGCUUAGCUUGCCGGACAAGGCCAAAUCAUUGAACAAUUUGAAGAACACGACCAUUGCGCAGAAAAUGGAAGCCCUCUGGCUUACCAUUGAGCAAAUUGCAAGUGGGAAAUCCUUUGUAAGUUGCAAAACAAAUGCGUAAUCUUGGUUAGGAUGAGCAGCCGGUCUACAAAAACAUCACAGCCUCUGGUCGAUUCUCUCGCCACAAGAGAGAUCUAGCCACUCCAUCGGUCCUCUCACCGGUAAUUUUGGCGCCCUAUAUGUUCGCGCCUGUAUUCGGCCUCAGUGUUCUGGGGCCGGUAAUCCUAUCGCCCAAUAUUUUCAGUCCCCUUAUUCUAAACCCUUCGGUUCUCGGCCCGUUUAUUAUGUCGCCGGCCGUAGCCAUUCCUUUCAUUAUCUCGCCGUAUCUAUUAUCACCCUACAUUCUUUCGCCGCUGGUGAUGGCACCUUUCAUCCUGAAUCCCUACGUUUUGUCCCCCAACGUGAUCAACCCGUACGUUUUGAGUCCUCUCGUAUUAAGUCCGCUCGUUCUGUGUCCCGACGUAAUAUCGCCGAUGACGUUGGGUGGCGCGGUGUUAAGCCCUAGUGUGGCGUCGCCGGCGGUCCUAACCGAAACAUUUCUUAUGUUAACCGUACUUUCACCGUCUUUCCUGUCUCGAUGA
Molecule: messenger RNA, 2730 nt
Organism: Bursaphelenchus xylophilus (pine wood nematode)
Lineage: Eukaryota; Metazoa; Nematoda; Chromadorea; Rhabditida; Aphelenchoididae
Source: the annotation of a GenBank genome assembly